Molecule: messenger RNA, 2085 nt
Organism: Wasmannia auropunctata (little fire ant)
Lineage: Eukaryota; Metazoa; Arthropoda; Insecta; Hymenoptera; Formicidae
Product: ester hydrolase C11orf54 homolog
Exons: 7
Coding region: 521-1555 (344 amino acids)
Cellular component (GO): nucleus
Molecular function (GO): hydrolase activity, acting on ester bonds; zinc ion binding
Source: RefSeq, a predicted model, not a curated record
AAGAGACACCCUGUAUUGUCUUAUACGUGUAUGUUUACAUUAUUAUUAUUUUUUAUUUACUGUUUUGAAGAGAAAUUGCGCUCCUGUUAGAGUGCUUUGUGCGAUUAUUCACGUCUGUACAGUUUAAGGAGAAUCACCUCAGCUAACUGCGAUAAUAUAAUAACGGGAUCUUAAGCAGAUUAUAAUUAUAUCAAUCGCUUCACAGCGUAUUUAGUGACGGUUUAUUGCAUUAUAUACAUCGCUCCGCAUAAGGAAUGAAACAACUUGGGACUACGACAGAUUCGACCGCAUACUAUAUGUAUAACAUGAAAAUUUAUUGCAUACAUAUUUUAUGAAAUUAUAAUUAAUGUUCUUAUGCAGUAUUACAUUGUUCUAAACAAUAAUACAAUAAAAACAUAAUUAUAAUUUAUUGGUUCCUCAAUUUCGUUCUUUCAAUUUCGCAAUUUACAUUUCGACUUUUGUUCUACAUAUUUUUGGUACAUAUAUAAUAAUUUCCUACUUUUUAUACAAAUUAUAUACUAUGGACAGUAAAUUUCCGGCCGAUCAAAUACACCUGUUUAUCCCAGAAGGAGCUAAAUUAGCCGCAGUUUUGCAAAACGAGUUGAGUACAGAUUUUGAAGAAGUCACAGUCGAAUGGGUGGAUUGUCCCGAUUUGACUGAAGAACCUUUCAACCUUGCAACACCGGGACUGUGCGGUGAUACAGCGAUUUUUGAUGUCGGUGGUGUCUCGAAUCUUUUUCCAUUUCCGCAAGAAAACAAAAUAUAUUUUUUCAAAGAUAUGGUACGAACUUUUAAUCGCCUGCGAAGAGUGCGAAGCACCCUGCCAAAUGAUACUUUAAUCAUCGGAGGAGGUCUUACAAAAGUAUCGGAAGAAAAGUUAUUAGGCGAACUUAUUAUAAAUGCGUCUUUUGACGAGAGAACGGCAGUCAUCAAGAAUAAAAGUCGCUUCGCAUUUCUAAAAACGUUGGAACAAAGCAAAAAUCAAAAGUGUAAAUUGAUACCAUUAAUUGAUAAUACUAAUCCCAAGUGCCAUAUGUAUGGCAACUUCUUUUUCAACAACGGCCUGAGAGAACAAGUUCUUAAAAUACAGGCCAAGAAUCGCGUCAGUCGCGAUUUUACAGUAGCAUUGCAGCGGGCAAUUAGUCGAUUUGCUAGUGACGGAGAUCUCAUGGGUCUCGGCGGUACAUUUGUAGUGAAAAACGGAAAAACGAAACAUCAUAUCAUACAAAAUGAUUGGAAGGGUCCGAUAAGAAAAAGUACAGAAAUUCGUAAAUGCGUUCAAUUCUGCGAAAUGCCAACGCCUGUGGUGGCAUUUGCCACGUUUCUUAGCGCAGACAGAUAUUAUUACAGUAAAUUUCCGCCAAAGAUAAAUUUUCUUACCCGAUGGCACGCUCAUUCUUACUCUGCUUUCGGCGGCGGGCACUAUCAUGAAACCAAACAGAAUUCCGAAGAUAAUAAUGUCGAAUAUCUGGGAUAUUUUUCUAUAGCGACGAAACUUUAUCGUAUUGAUCCCGUACCUAUGUUUAAUGAAAUGCCCAACUUUUCUUAUUUAUAAAGAAAUUAUAAAUAGACGCUUCAACAUGGCGUUAGAUCAUUUGUCUCAUAUAUUAUAUUUCAGAUAUAAUGACAUUACUAAUAUGUAUAAGUAUUCAAUCUUUUUUGCCAUUUUUUUAAAUAUCUCUUUUUAUUUUUAUUUUUUAUUACUUCUUUUAAUCCUUGCAUUUUCAAUGUUUUUUUUAAGUAUCAGCAAAUUUCUAUUUUUACUGAUACAUCUCUAUUAUGAUUAAUCUACAUUUUUACUUCUUAUUACGAAUAGAAGAUGCAAUGCAUUUAAGUUAAAAAUUUCUCAUUCCCUUAUAAUUUCUCUUUAAGAAUCUCUUUAGAAAUAAAAAUACUCAUAGCCAGGUAUACUAUUAGAAUUUCAGCGAAUACGUAAAAAUAUUUACUGAGGAGCUAAGUAGAGAGAAAUUAUAAUUCAAAAUAUUCGAAAAGGUAAAAUAUAAUCAAGAAUAAGCAUAGAAAGACAUAAAUAUAUAGAAAUAAAUGCAUGAAUAACAUUUUUAUAUAAUUGCAUGUAUGUACGUA